Molecule: messenger RNA, 2004 nt
Organism: Penicillium argentinense
Lineage: Eukaryota; Fungi; Ascomycota; Eurotiomycetes; Eurotiales; Aspergillaceae
Product: Copper amine oxidase N2-terminal
Exons: 3
Coding region: 1-2004 (667 amino acids)
Biological process (GO): amine metabolic process
Molecular function (GO): copper ion binding; quinone binding; primary methylamine oxidase activity
Source: RefSeq, a predicted model, not a curated record
AUGGCGUCCCUACACCCCUUCGACCCCAUCACACCCGGGGAGAUCCAGUUGGCCGUGCGCGUCCUGCAGUCUGCCUUCCCUGGCGUCAAGUUGCGCUAUAAGCGUAUCGAUCUCCAGGAACCCUACAAGCAUGAGGUGAUCCCCUACCUCGAAGCCGAGCGCCUGGGUACCACUCGGCCCUUGAAGCCGGCCCGUCUGCUAUUCGCACUGUUCCACCGCAUGGACAAUGGCUCCUUUUACAAGGCCCUGCUGAACGCCGACACCAAAACAAUCGUGUCCGCCAAGGAAUUGCCCAAGGAUAUUCAGGGUCCUGUGGAUAUAGAUGAGAUGAUCGAGAUGGAGCAAGUCUGCCUAAAUCACCCCGCAGUCAAGGCGGAGAUUGAGAAAUUGCAGCUGCCGCAGGGCGUCACCGUGUGCCUGGAUCCGUGGAUCUACGGUACCGAAGAUGCCAAAGAAUCCCGACGGCUAUUCCAGUGCUACAUGUACGUGGUAGCAAUCGACCACCCGCAAAACAACCAAUACUCGCACCCACUGAAGUUUUCUCCUGUCUUUGAUGGAAUUACCCGCCAGCUCGUGCGAAUGGACUACCUGCCCGACGGUGCGGACACCCAGAGCUCGCAGACACAGACCUGGAAGCCGGUCAAGGCCGUUCAAUAUGCACACGAUUUGCUGGACGAGCCCCUGCGCACUGAUCUGAAGCCAUAUAUUGUGCAACAGCCAGAGGGCGCCUCGUUCUCGGUCAUUGGCAAUGCCGUUUCAUGGCAGAAGUGGCGAUUCCGUGUCGGCUUCAACAACCGCGAAGGUCUCGUGUUGCACAACUUGACUUACGAUGGGCGGAACACAUUCUACCGUCUGUCAUUCUCGGAGAUGACUGUUCCUUACGGAGACCCUCGCGCCCCGUACCACCGCAAGCAGGCCUUCGACGUGGGCGAUGUUGGCUUCGGCAUUACUGCUAACCAACUUGCGCUCGGCUGCGAUUGCUUGGGUCACAUCAAGUAUUUCGAUGGAUACCGUACCGACUCCCAAGGUGAGCCGAUCCACUUGCAGAAUGUCAUCUGUAUGCACGAGCAAGAUGCCGGCCUCCAACACAAGCACACAAACUACCGUACUGGUGCGGCAACCGUCGUCCGCAACCGUCAGCUUGUCGUCCAGAUGAUUUGCACGGUCGCCAACUACGAGUACAUAUUCGCCUUCAUUCUCGACCAAGCAGCAAACAUCGAGCUGGAGGUUCGCGCCACUGGUAUUCUGUCGACUGUGCCAUUCGACAACGAGAAUGGCCAGACAGUACCCUGGGGAACAAACGUCGGCCCUGGCGUCAUGGCUCCAUUCCACCAGCACAUGUUCUCGCUUCGAAUCGACCCCGCCUUGGAUGGCUACAAGAAUACUGUCUAUUACGAGGAUAGCGUGCCUAUGCCCGAGGACGACAAUAACCCGUACUCGGUGGGCUACGUGACCGAGAAGAACAUCAUUAAGAAGAGCGGCAGUGCAUCCACCAGUGUGGAGAAGCACCGUGUCUUCAAGAUUCGAAACGACAAUAUCAUCAAUCCAAUCACCCACCACCCGAUCGCAUACAAGCUGCAAACAUCACCAAGUCAAAUGAUCCUUUCCCGCCCUAAGUCCUUCGGCCUGAAACGUGCGCAGUUCGCAACCCGCCCGAUCUGGGUUACUAAAUACCAAGACGAUGAGCUCUUCGCCGCGGGCGAAUUCACCAACCAGAGCAAGGAGUCUCAAGGUGUGGAGAAGUGGGCUUCCCGAAAUGAUACUGUUGAGGAUGAGGACCUGGUUCUUUGGCACACAUUCGGUCUCACCCAUAACCCCCGCAUCGAAGAUUUCCCGGUGAUGCCGAUGGAGCGCGUGAGCGUCAUGCUCAAGCCCGAUGGAUUCUUUACCAAGAACCCGGCUUUGGAUGUGCCGCAGUCCUCGCAGGCCUUCAACCGAUCCACUCAGCACCCUGAGCCCUCUUGCUGCUCUGGACCGCAAGAUCGGAGCCAGGUCAAGCUGUAG